Myotis davidii is the source of this 3304-nucleotide messenger RNA. RefSeq names its product solute carrier family 6 (neurotransmitter transporter), member 12 (gene SLC6A12). Lineage: Eukaryota; Metazoa; Chordata; Mammalia; Chiroptera; Vespertilionidae. Gene Ontology annotation, molecular function: gamma-aminobutyric acid:sodium:chloride symporter activity. The transcript is spliced from 17 exons. The coding region runs from base 660 to 2504 and encodes 614 amino acids. Gene Ontology annotation, biological process: sodium ion transmembrane transport; neurotransmitter transport. The record is from RefSeq and is a predicted model, not a curated record. Gene Ontology annotation, cellular component: plasma membrane.
UGGGGACAGAGGACCUGACUUACUGAGAUUAGAUGUUGUAAUCCUGGUUCACAAACUUUUGACCUCAAUCCCUCCUGUUGCUCGUGGUAUUUCUCUGCCCCUUCAUUCCCAAUACACUCACUCACACACUCACUCACACGCACACACACACACUCACACACACACUCACACACACACGCCAGUCACUUUCUGUCUGGGAGCCCACGACACAGCUCAGAUGGGAUUCUGAGCUGGGAGAACAGGAGAAGGAGCGAAGGUGGAGGACAAUUUCCCUUUCAGGUCCUGUCUCUCUGGGUAGUGGCUUCCCUGGGCUCUCCUGGGGACUCGAGGCAUGGAGCUGAGCUGACCACAGGAGCCGGGAUCGGGGCUGAGACCCUGGCCAGGCCUCUGUCCACAUGCCUGCCUCCUACAAACAGUUAAUUUUGGACUUGCUGUCUUUUGAAUAUUUCCUCGAUGGGCAGCACGCAGCCCAGUGUGGCCGUUGGUUCUUUGCUUCUGGAGGGCACUGAGGAGGCGUGAAGCCCAGAGAGGAGGUGUGAUUUGCCUAAGGUCACACAGCAAGUUAGAGACUCAGCUCCACCAUUUACUGCUUUGGCUGUGCCUCUCUCACCGUCUGGCCCCACGCCCAGCUCAGUGGCCUCUGGAUCCAUUACGGGGCUAUGGACAGGAAAGUGGCGGCCCACGAGGAUGUGCCUCCUAUGGUCACCUGGGUCCCUGAGGAGGGAGAGAAGCUGGACCAGGAAGGCGAGGACCAGGUGAAGGAUCGGGGCCAAUGGACCAACAAGAUGGAGUUUGUGCUGUCAGUGGCCGGGGAGAUCAUUGGGCUGGGCAAUGUCUGGAGGUUUCCUUAUCUCUGCUACAAAAAUGGAGGUGGAGCCUUCUUCAUCCCCUACUUCAUCUUCUUCUUCACGUGUGGCAUCCCCGUGUUCUUCUUGGAGGUGGCCUUGGGCCAGUACACCAGCCAAGGGAGCGUCACAGCCUGGAGGAAGAUCUGCCCCCUGCUCCAAGGCAUUGGUUUGGCAUCUGUGGUCAUUGAGUCCUAUUUGAACAUCUACUACAUCAUCAUUCUCGCCUGGGCCCUCUUCUAUCUGUUCAGCUCCUUCACUUCUGAGCUGCCCUGGACAACCUGUACCAAUACCUGGAACACAGAGCACUGCAUGGACUUUCUGAACCACUCAGGAGCCAACACAGUGACAUCCUCUGAGAACUUCACCUCACCUGUCAUAGAAUUUUGGGAGAGACGUGUUCUGGGCAUCACUGCAGGCAUCCACGAUCUGGGAGCCCUGCGUUGGGAACUGGCCCUGUGCCUCCUGCUUGCCUGGAUCAUCUGCUACUUCUGCAUCUGGAAGGGGGUCAAGACCACAGGCAAGGUUGUUUAUUUCACAGCCACGUUUCCCUACCUGAUGCUGAUCAUCCUUUUGAUUCGAGGCAUCACGCUUCCCGGAGCCUAUGAGGGCAUCAUCUAUUACCUGAAGCCAGAUUUGUCUCGCCUGAAGGACCCCCAGGUGUGGAUGGACGCGGGCACCCAGAUCUUCUUCUCCUUUGCCAUCUGUGUAGGGUGCCUGACAGCCCUGAGCAGCUACAACAAGUACCACAACAACUGCUACAGGGACUGCAUUGCCCUCUGCUUCCUGAACAGUGCCACCAGCUUUGUGGCUGGGUUUGUGGUCUUCUCCAUCCUGGGCUUCAUGUCCCAAGAGCAGGCGGUGCCCAUCUCUGAAGUGGCUGAGUCUGGCCCUGGUCUGGCCUUCAUCGCAUUCCCUAAGGCUGUGACUAUGAUGCCCUUAUCCCAGCUGUGGUCCUGCCUUUUCUUCAUCAUGCUCAUCUUCCUAGGGCUGGACAGCCAGUUUGUCUGUGUGGAGUGCCUGGUGACAGCCUCCGUGGACAUGUUCCCCAGGCAGCUCCGGAGGAGCGGGCGGCGAGAGAUCCUCAUCCUUGUCAUUUCUAUCCUGUGCUACCUGAUAGGACUCCUCCUGGUCACUGAGGGCGGGAUGUACGUCUUCCAGUUGUUUGAUUAUUACGCUUCCAGCGGCAUAUGCCUGCUUUUCCUCGCAAUGUCGGAAGUAAUCUGCAUCAGCUGGGUGUAUGGGGCAGACCGUUUCUAUGACAACAUUGAGGACAUGAUUGGCUACCGGCCAUGGCCCCUGGUAAAGAUCUCCUGGCUCUUCCUGACCCCUGGACUUUGCCUGGCCACUUUCUUCUUCUCCUUGAGCAAGUAUACACCUCUCAAAUACAACAACAUCUAUGUGUACCCUCCCUGGGGAUACUCCAUUGGCUGGUUCCUGGCUCUCUCCUCCAUGGUCUGCGUCCCACUCUUCAUCAUCAUUACCCUCCUGAAGACCCAGGGUACCUUCAAGAAGCGCUUGCGACAGCUCAUCACCCCUGACCCCAGCCUGCCACAGCCCAAGCAACACCUGUGUCUGGAUGGUGGCACCAGCCAGGACUGUCGACCCUCCCCAGUGAAGGAGGGACUGAUAGUUGGGGAGAAAGAGACCCACUUAUAGGAUGUGGCUGAAAGCCAGGGGGCUCCUGAGCCAGGAACCUGGGGUCAGGGCCACCCUCUCCCCCCAGUGGACAGCCUUCGCCUCUGUCCCCACCACAGCCCUGUUGAGAAUGCCUGUGAUGUCUGGGGCACCCCCAGUGAAGGCAAGAUUUCCUCCUCUCUCUUCUCAGCGGAAGCAGCUCCUCCUGGUGGGCUCAGGACGGUCCCGCAGGAACAUGCCAUGCUGUGAAGAGACUCCCUGCUGGAACCCACUGUCUUAUUUAUAAAGGAGGGUGGUCUUUUUGGAGUUCACCAUCUGAUUAUAGCACAUUACAUUGUGAGGGAUCUCCCACUGCAGGGAUGUUUCCUGUUAGAGUUUACUACAUCUGUGCAUUGGAAGAUAGUGCCAAUUGGAAUACACAUCAGGAUCUGAUUCAGAGAGCACGAUGGAACACUGCUGGAAGUGGCACUGAACACACCAUGUUGGACUCUGACAUUCCCUUAGAGGGGGCCCCUCACUAGGUGUAGCAAUCUGGAGUCCAGGGGGAGGGGACUAGAGAGUCAGCCAGGAGGCAGAUCUUCACAGGCCAUCAUUGCAUUGACAUUUCCAGGAGGCAGUCUCUCCCAGUGUUCCUAGUGCCAGUGCUAGUUCUACACUCUUCUUCAGAUGUUAUCAACUCAUGGAGCGUUCAAAUGGAAAGGACUUACAGAUGAUGCCUGGACUGUGUCCUAUGUUCAUGACAGACAUUGCUAAUUGAUUACCAAUUCUUUCCCACCUCAUAGUCCUUCCAAAUAUAGUGCUCCAGGCAGCUUCAUUUGCCA